AUGGGUAAAGAAAAGCUCCACCUUAACGUCGUCGUUAUCGGUCACGUCGAUUCCGGUAAGUCAACCACCACUGGUCACUUGAUCUACAAGUGUGGUGGUAUUGACAAGCGUACCAUCGAAAAGUUCGAGAAGGAAGCUGCUGAACUCGGUAAGGGUUCCUUCAAGUACGCUUGGGUUCUCGACAAGCUGAAGGCUGAGCGUGAACGUGGUAUCACCAUUGACAUUGCUCUCUGGAAGUUCGAAACUCCAAAGUACAACGUUACUGUCAUCGAUGCCCCAGGUCACAGAGAUUUCAUUAAGAACAUGAUUACUGGUACCUCCCAAGCUGACUGUGCUAUCCUCAUCAUUGGUGGUGGUGUUGGUGAAUUCGAAGCUGGUAUCUCCAAGGAUGGUCAAACCAGAGAACACGCUCUUCUCUCCUUCACCCUCGGUGUCAGACAACUCAUUGUCGCCGUCAACAAGAUGGACACCACUCAAUACUCUGAAGCUCGUUUCACAGAAAUUAUCAAGGAAACCCAAAACUUCAUCAAGAAGGUUGGUUACAACCCUAAGAACACCGCCUUCGUUCCAGUCUCAGGUUGGAACGGUGACAACAUGUUGGAAGCCUCAACCAACAUGCCAUGGUACAAGGGUUGGGAGCGUGAAACCAAGGCUGGUGUCCUCAAGGGUAAGACCCUCAUCGAAGCCAUUGACGCUAUCGAACCACCAACCCGUCCAACCGACAAGCCACUCCGUCUUCCACUCCAAGAUGUUUACAAGAUUGGUGGUAUUGGUACAGUACCAGUUGGUCGUGUUGAAACUGGUACUAUCAAGCCAGGUAUGGUUGUUACCUUCGCUCCAUCAGCCGUCACCACUGAAGUUAAGUCCGUUGAAAUGCACCACGAAUCAUUAGAAGCUGGUUACCCAGGUGACAACGUCGGUUUCAACGUCAAGAACGUUUCAGUUAAGGAUAUCCGUCGUGGUAACGUCUGUUCUGACUCCAAGAACGACCCAGCAAAGGAAGCUGCUUCAUUCAACGCACAAGUUAUUGUCCUCAACCACCCAGGUCAAGUUGGUGCUGGUUACUCACCAGUUCUCGACUGUCACACCGCCCACAUUGCUUGUAGAUUCUCAGAACUCGUUGAGAAGAUCGACAGACGUACCGGUAAGACCCUCGAAGCUUCACCAAAGUUCGUCAAGUCAGGUGAUGCUGCCAUUGUCAAGCUCGUUCCAACCAAGCCAAUGUGUGUUGAGACUUACAACGAGUACCCACCACUCGGUCGUUUCGCUGUCCGUGACAUGCGUCAAACCGUCGCUGUCGGUGUCAUCAAGUCAGUUGAGAAGACCGAAAAGGGUGGUAAGACCACCAAGGCUGCUGAAAAGGCCGGUAAGAAGAAGUAA
Molecule: messenger RNA, 1380 nt
Organism: Wallemia mellicola CBS 633.66
Lineage: Eukaryota; Fungi; Basidiomycota; Wallemiomycetes; Wallemiales; Wallemiaceae
Product: elongation factor
Exons: 3
Coding region: 1-1380 (459 amino acids)
Biological process (GO): translational elongation; translation
Molecular function (GO): GTP binding; translation elongation factor activity; GTPase activity
Source: RefSeq, a predicted model, not a curated record